GAUAAGAGAUACAUUAAAAAUUGUAACGAAUAUAGUUACUAAACUGCAUAGUUAUUUGUUCAGUCUUUAUUGCUACGUAUUUUGCUAACGUUCUUAUUUGGGACAGACUCGAGUGAGGCUUCAAAAUCUCAUCUCAUCGAUCCGUGAAUGUAUUUAUGACUAUGAUGUGUGAGCCCAUGCUCCAGUGUGUGAGUUGAUAUUGACCAGGUCAGAACACGAAUGUGUGUGAGUGUGACUCAUCAUUUCUCCAAAGAAAAGCUUUGUGGUGUAGUGUUGAAACAACCGACUGUGACGGAUAUAUCCUGUGUAAGUCGGCGACACCAGAUGUUCAGAUUAUGACGCCUGGACACACUUAAACACAGAGCUCUGUUAGACGCACAGCACACGACACCGCGACACUUGCUGUACACGACACAGCGACACUUGCUGUACACGACACAGCGACACUUGCUGUACACGACACAGCGACACUUGCUGUACACGACACAGCGACACUUGCUGUACACGACACAGCGACACUUGCUGUACACGACACAGCGACACUUGCUGUACACGACACAGCGAUACGAUGCGCUACAGGGACACCAACAAGGUGCAGCUGCUCAACUUUGUGGUACUGGUCACGGGGAGUAUCAUGUGCCUGUUGGGCGCCGUAGCACCUUUCUGGCAGGAAGGUGAGAUUAACCUGAAUUAUCUGAAAGCCCACUCCAACAGCAGCGGCACAAGUGAUGUCCACGUGAUAGGUGGGUUAUGGUGGUACUGCUACGCAGACCCUAUCACUGGUAACACCUGUGACAUUUACCCACUUGGUGGUGAGGAAGGAGCCAUUUGGGCUGUCAGAUUGUUUGUCUUCCUUAAUGUGCUACUGUCAGUGUUCUGUUGUCUGACAGUAUUCUUCCGCAUCUGUUUCCAGGGUGUUGGUAGAACCAUCUGCCAGGGUAUCACAGCGUUUGUUACAGGUUGCUGUGGAUUUGUUGUUGUGGGACUCUUUGUUUACUUAUUCGACAAUGGCUACUCACUACCCCUCAAAGGAGUUGUCUUUUCUUGGGUUUUCUAUAUUUACAUCAUUGGCUGCGCUCUAGUGACGGUUGCAGCUGGUUUCCUGUGUUUGGUCGUUCCAUGAGAGCAGACCGUGUCAUUGUGUACAAUAAUGUCUUCAUUAUCAACUAUAGAAGGCUGAAUUUCAUUGGCCGAUGCUGCUUUCGAUCUAUGAUAGCAUUUUAUUUGCAUUCGAAGGCUAGAUCUAAGCCUUAGAACGUCUAUGAUCUAUACAUUCUAGAUCUGCCUCCAAUCUAUAAAUCGUUGCUAAAAAAAUGCUGCCAAUAUUUUCCAAAGUGAGAACAUUUUGAGACACCUAGAUCUAAUUGUAACCUUUAACCUUGCUCAGAAAACUGGCGACCAAAGAUAAAAAAAAAGAAAACAAAUCUCGGUCUGGGAGUGCCAAUGAACCACUAGUAGAACCAGAGUUCAUCCCAAAUAAAAAUGCGAGGUUUCGUAGUUGAUGAACUGAAUUGAAAUAACAAUCAAUGUAUUUUUUUUUUGUCAAUUUAAACCAUGUCUUUCUUUCAGGACAACUUUUUCUCUUAAGAAGGAAACAGAGUAAUGAUUAUCUCAUUGCUAGUUGACUCGGCCUUGGGGGCCAAAUAAAUUUCGACGCGUGUGUCUCAGGAACUAUCACUGCAAGUCCUUAGGAACCAAUCAUUAGCGGCUUUAUUAUAGACUGGGACAGAAGUUUCGAUGGUCGGAUAGCAUUGCUGUCUCCGGCGGAAUACGGUGUACAGGUCGAAGUUUGAUUAAUUUGUGCAACAGUUAAUUUACAAACUGUUCUAAUUUAACCAUUAUUUAACAUUCAAUUUUUGUGUGGUUAAUGUGGCGGUAUUUUUCUUUAACUUUAGAGUAGUCCACCUUGAGAUUUAUUUUUUGUCUUUUCUUCCGCCAUCUGUUGUCGUUGCCCCAUUUCUUUCUGAACCCUGAACUAACUGAAUGCCAGUCAAUGGUUAAUGGGUUGUUGUUGUUUUUAGAUAAUCAGGGAAGUGUAAAUUAUCUAGGUCUAGUUAGAAAGUGUCAGACAGAGGAAUUCAUUUUCGGAAGACUAAAAGUAACCUUUAUAACUUUGUGUUUGUUUGAACGACAAUGAGGAAAUGAAGUUAAAAUUUGUUCCAUGACAUUCAAUAUUACAACUUGCCUUUCAAAUCUUUUACAAAGCUCACUCUGUCUGUCUGGUCAAAAGUUUGUACACAUUAUUUCUCCCACACUUAUUCUCAAAUAAGUUCAAACUUUGCACAAUUAUUCAUAGCCAUAGAUAAAACAUGAAUCAAUGAAAAAAUUAAACAAUUACUGGUAAUUAUUUUUUUCUGAUACCAUCAUGGGACAUUAAUCCUUCAGUAUUCAAAGAUACGGCUAAAUAUGUAUAGUUUCUGCCCCGUCUCAAGACUAAACCAAAACCAGUUACACAUCUAGAGACAUCCUUUGCCUUUCGAGACAAAAGGUGCCAUAUAUAUAGGUCCCCCUUAGAUAACUGAACACGUUAAUUCUCCCACAACCAUUCACGGAUCAAGUUGAAACUUUAAAUAAUUAUUUAUUGUACCUAAAAAAGAUGAUACAAUUAAAAAUGAACAAUUAGUCAAUUAAUUAUAGGUAAUUAAUUAUUUUGUUUGGUAUUGAAUAUGGGAAAUAAUUUCUAUAUUAUUGAUAGAUAUUUUUAAGUGCGGAGUUUUUUCCCUUAGAUAAGCAUUGUUUUAAAUAAGAUUUUUUAAAAAUAUAUUUUCGUGAUGUGUUUUAGGUAUAAAAUGUAUAUACUAUGUGUUUUAGGUAUAAAAUGUAUAUACUAUGUGUUUUAGGUAUAAAAUGUAUAUACUAUGUGUUUUAGGUAUAAAAUGUAUAUACUAUGUGUUUUAAGUAUAAAAACAGUAUAUUUAUUUUUAAAGAAAUAACCAUUAUAAAUGUGAUGGUGAGGUAGAAUGUUCAAUAGGGCUUCUAGUUUUGAAAUUAAAUAUGUCACUGUGACAGCUAACAAUAAUUAAUAUAGAUACCUGUUCAAUUGUACAGCAUCAAUAAUUGAUAACUUGAACUCUAUUCCGGUGAUUUAAUGAUGUUACAUUUAAUUUGUACAUAUAAUGCAGUUUUCUCAUUUUGCGGUACUGUAUUAUUAAAGAAUGCCUUCCACUUUUUUUUCCAAAGAUAUUUUGUGGAAUAUUUGUUAACAUGCUUUACAUUUCUGAUGCCGAUAGUUUCAUUAACAUUUAUUAUGUUUUCAUUUAAUGUGUUGGUUUUUGCUAAAUACGAUUAUGUCAAGAAAUGAGAGCUUCCUAUUUUGUCAAGAAUGGGAUCUACCUCUUCUAUCAAGAAAUGAGAUCCUUUCAAACGUAUUUUAUAAGGAACUACCUAGUUUGUUCAAUAAAAAAUAAGGUACAAUCAA
Molecule: messenger RNA, 3418 nt
Organism: Biomphalaria glabrata
Lineage: Eukaryota; Metazoa; Mollusca; Gastropoda; Planorbidae
Exons: 5
Coding region: 569-1123 (184 amino acids)
Source: RefSeq, a predicted model, not a curated record